Messenger RNA from Cladophialophora carrionii CBS 160.54, 609 nucleotides. RefSeq lists its product as uncharacterized. The coding region runs from base 1 to 609 and encodes 202 amino acids. Lineage: Eukaryota; Fungi; Ascomycota; Eurotiomycetes; Chaetothyriales; Herpotrichiellaceae. The transcript has a single exon. Gene Ontology annotation, cellular component: nucleus. Gene Ontology annotation, molecular function: protein phosphatase 1 binding; protein serine/threonine phosphatase inhibitor activity. The record is from RefSeq and is a predicted model, not a curated record.
AUGGCCUCGGCGCGGAAUGCUCAAAGACCAAAUGGACGAGCCCACCUCACACCCGGUCAAACCGCCUCCCGACGUGCUGCAGUAGGCUCCGCCACUCAAAUAAUCACUCCCGAAGACACAGCCUCCUCCCGCUCAGUCUCCCCAGAUCCACUUGUCCUCCGCCUCCGAGGUGCCCACGACGCGACGGGCUCCAGUCCACAUACGCACACGCACAAUCAUACACGUCGACGAAUACAGUGGGCAGCAGACGUGGUGGACAACGAGGGCCUGGGCCGCAAAUCCAGCAAAGUGUGCUGCAUAUACCAUAAGGAACGGGCGUUUGGAGAGUCUUCCAGCGAGGACGACAGUUCAAGCGACAGCUCCAGCGACGAUAACGAUAGUGACGGCGGAGGGAGUGAUAGUCCGGACGACGGUGCCGCGAGAAUGAGUGGAAAUCGGAGGGGACGAAAGGAUGCGCGGGGCCAUCAACACAGGCAUGGUGAUGAGUGUGGGCAUGGGGGUGGAAGUGGACAUGGCAAGGGAAAGGGCAGGAGGAAACCCAGUCCGAAUGCGUAUGAGAAGAUGCCCAAGUACAACACGAAGGGGAAGGGGGAGUUGGUGAAGACGUGA